AUGAGCGGGGACGGGGGGUUCCCCCGGACCGCACCACCCUCCCCGGCCGCCAAGCGCCGCCGCCCGGACCCGCUGCUGAAGGAGACCGAGGCCGCCCAGGCGCUGACCCAGUUGACGGCCUGGGGGGGCCUGGAAAUAGCCGGGCGGCAGGGGGCGCCCGCGGCCCAGGGGGACCUGGAAACUGCCGCCACCGGGCUGGCGCCCCCUGCUGGGGAGGGGGGCCUGGAAACUGCCACCCCCCUGCGGGGCAGCCUGGACACCGCUGGCAGCGGGCAGGGGCGCCUGGAGCCCACUACCCCACGGGGGAGCCUUGAGGCUGUCGCCAAUGGGAAGGGGAGCCCCAACACCGUCAGUGGCAGGAAGGGGGGCCAAGAAACUUCUGAGGGGGAGACGAGCCCCCAAAGUGCAGCUGGGGGGAAGAGGAGACCUGAGACUGCUGCUGAGCUGGGGAGCCUUGAAACCGAUGCCGCUGAGGAGAAGGGCAUCCUGGAAACCACUGCCACAAAGAUGGGGAGCCUGGACACUGACACUGCUGAGGGAAAGGGGAUCCUGGAAACCGCUGCCACAAAGAUGGGGAGGCUCGACACUGACACCGCUGAGGAGAAGGGGAUCCUGGAAGCCGCCACCACAAAGACAGGGAGGCUUGAGACCACUGUCGCUGAGGAGAAGGGAGGCCUGGAAGCUGCCGACGGCCGGGAGGGGUGGAGGAAGAGGAGGGCAGAGGAGGAGUGCUCCAUCAUCUCCGUGGGGGAGGAGGAGGAGGGGGCUGCCGCGGCGGCUCAGCCGGCCCCGUACACGGAGCAGUACCUGGAGGCGCUGGAGGCGGUGCAGCUGGAGCUGGAAGCAGUGAAUGAGCAGGCCGGCUGCGCCUUCCGUAUCCUCAGGGCCAAGUUCGGCCACAUGCGCCGGCCCCACCUCGAGCGCCGCAACCGCAUCAUCCAGAACAUCCCUGGCUUCUGGGUCAGCGCCUUCCUCAAUCACCCCCAGUUGUCGGCCAUGAUCAGCGACCGUGACGAGGACGCCCUGAGCUACAUGACCAACCUGCAAGUGGAGGAGUUGACUCACACCAAGUCGGGGUGUAAGAUCAAGUUCUACUUCAGCGGGAACCCCUACUUCCAGAAUGAGGUGAUCGUCAAGGAGUUCCAGCCGGCCUCCUCAGGCAGGCUGGUGUCGCACUCCACCCCCAUCCGCUGGUGGCGGGGCCAGGACCCCCGUGCCCACGGCUGCAAGAGCCCUGAGAUGGGGCGCAGCUUCUUCAGCUGGUUCGGGGACCACAGCUUCCCUGCCGGCGACAGGAUCGCUGAGAUCAUCAAGGAGGAUCUCUGGCCCAAUCCCCUGCAGUACUACCUGAUGGGCGAGAACGGGGGUGCCGCGGAUGACAGCGGGACGGAGCACGGGGACGACUGCGUGGUGAUCGUGGAUGACGAGGGGGAGGAGGACGAGGUGCAGGAAAUCAUGGACGAGGAAGAGGAUGGCAAGGAAGGCAGCGUGGCAGAGGAGCUGAUGGCGGAGUCGGCUGGCCCGGGCUUGGAGCCGGAGGAAGACGGAUGAUCUCCCCCGCCGCCCCACCAGCACCCGAAGAUGGACCAGGAUUCCCCCCCCCCCAGUGCCCCCUGCUGGGGCUGGACUCUGUGACUGAGCUUUGCCCAUGGCCCCCAGCUCAGGGCUUGUGGCAAUUAAUCGCAUCCCUUCAGUUAUUGAGGGCGGCUGCAGUUCCCAGCCUGGACACUGGGGGGCAGCACUCCCCUGCUGUGUCAUGAGUGGGGCAGUCAUCUGGGGGGGCUCUGGGCCUGCUGCAGUCAGGUAUCAGCCCAGGGCUCUGGGGGCAUGGUGGGUAAAUACCCCCCCAGUGGCUGGGUGGGUCCUGCCUGGCUGCGGGAGAGGGGCAUUGUGGGUAAAUACCCCCCAGUAGCUGGUGGGACCCUGCUUGCUGUGGGAGAGGGGCAUUGUGGGUAAAUAGCCCCCCCAGUGGCUGGUGGGACCCUGCUUGCCUUGGGAGAGGGGCAUUGUGAGUAAAUAGCCCCCCCAGUGGCUGGUGGGGCCCUGUGCCUCCAGUGGCCUAUUCCAUGCAGCUCAGGGUCUCUUGUUCCAUUAAUUAAUUGUGUUAAGUGGUUAGCCAAUAACGCCCCCCCCAACCUGGGGCCCCCCAGCACCCACUGCCAGCCUCAGUCCCCCCGGAGGCUGCUUCCUGCACCUCCACUGCACCCCCCUAGCUCAAUCCCAUCAGCCCCUGGGCUUGGGCACAACUCUGCCCAUCUGUGGGGGGAGCUUAUAACCCCCCAUGGCAGCCAUGUGAUCUGCCUAUCUGCUGGGGGGCACUGUGGGGCAGGGCAGGGGGCUCCUCAGAUGUCUUGUAACUGGGUGGAGGCGCUGGGCUGGUUGGCCCCUGGCACCCCCCAUGACCACCCUAUGCAAUGCUACUGAGGGGGGGUAGCCCCCUGAAAACAAAGCACUUAAUAUUCAGA
Messenger RNA from Chelonoidis abingdonii (Abingdon island giant tortoise), 2465 nucleotides. RefSeq lists its product as uncharacterized. Gene Ontology annotation, cellular component: nucleus. The record is from RefSeq and is a predicted model, not a curated record. NCBI's taxonomy places the organism in Eukaryota, Metazoa, Chordata, Testudines, Testudinidae. Gene Ontology annotation, biological process: nucleosome assembly.